Messenger RNA from Spirometra erinaceieuropaei, 357 nucleotides. The record is from the annotation of a GenBank genome assembly. Lineage: Eukaryota; Metazoa; Platyhelminthes; Cestoda; Diphyllobothriidea; Diphyllobothriidae.
AUGUCAUUUUUUCUUCUUCUUCAUCUUCCUGUUCUUUAUCGCCCUUUCAUCAUCAUCAUCAUCAUCAUCAUCAUCUUCUUCUUCUUCUUCUUCUUCUUCUUCUUCUUCUUCCUCCUCCUCUUCUUCUUCAGCUUCUUCUAUUUUCCUCACGGACAACACAGUUUCCUGCCCUCCAAUGCAGAAGAAGGCGAAAUGGAUGCACCACCGAUGGUGGUUCUGACAACUGCUGGACUACUUUUUCGUCCAGAAGUGAGAUGGACAGGAUGUGACGGUGACGAGGACAAUCUGCGACAUCAACGACUGGACCUACCAUCUCCCUAUCAUCUCCUGAAUGAGGCUCCGACUGCAACCUCGUAG